AUGAUAAAUAAUCAUAAUAACGAUAUACUAUCAUCAUCAUCAGAAUCUAAAAUAAAAAAAAAAUAUAAAAAUAAUAAAAAAAUAAAUCAAAAUUUAUUCAGUAAUGAUGUUGAUUAUAUAUAUAACCUACCAGAAGAGAUAUUUGUAAAAAUAUUAAGUUAUUUAUAUGAAGGCGAUAUAUUUAAUUGUAGUUUAGUUUCAAAUUAUUGGUACAAAGUUACACAAUCUGAUGAAGUUUGGUUAAAUAUAUACAAAAAAAUAUCUUUCCAUUGUCAAUUGUUAAAGCAAGAUUAUGAAUUUGACUUUAAAUCAAUUAUGAAAUCAAAUGAUAUUGCAAAAAGUAAUUGGAAAAAUGGAAAGUAUAAAGUUAAAGUUUUUAAUAAUGCACAUUCCGAAGUACCUACAUCAAUUAAAUUUACUGGUAAAUAUAUAAUAAGCUCAUCAAACUCAGCAGUAAAAGUUUGGGAUUAUUUUAAAUCUGAAGGUAUAUUUACUUUUAAAACUAAAAACCCUAUCAAUGUUAUGGAGUUGGAUAUUAGAAAUAAAAAAGUUAUAGGUGGAGCAUUAAAUGGUUUUGUAAAUGUAUUCAAUUUAAAAACGAACGAAAUCGAAGCAUCUUUUAAAGGUCAUCAAUCAUUUGUUAGCUGUUUAAAAUCCAAUCAUAAUUCAACAAUUUUUUGCACAGGCUCAAAGGAUAAAGAAAUAAGGCUAUGGACAAUAGAUAAUAACCAAUACUAUACAGAUGACGAUCAACAAGAAAACUCAUCAUUAAGAAUGAUAAGACUUUUAGGUUCACAUACAAAAAUAAUUACAAAUGUCGAGUGGUGUAAUAGAAAUAAUAACCAUUUGGUAAGCUCAGGUGAUAAAUUAAUAAAGUUAUGGGAUGUCGAAACAGGUCAGUGCAUUACAUCUCUCGAAGGUUCAUCAUUAAAUAUUAAUCCAUCUUGUCUUUCCGUUAAAGAUGGAUUUAUUGCAUCUGGUGGUGAAGGUAAUACAGUUUCGAUUUGGGAUAAAAGACUGGAUACUCCUAUUAAAAAAAUUGUAACCUCCGAUACCAUAUUCUAUACUCUACAGUACGAGCCAUCCCUAGACUCAAUGGUAACCGGAUCUUUCGAUUUCAUAAGAUGUUUCCAUGUUUCCAGUGCUACUUUAAUUUCGACACUCAAUCACAAACCAGCCCUAGUUAGCUCCGCACACUAUGACCCAGAAAAAGUUAUUAGUUUUGGUUUAGAUGGAAUAAUAAAUGUUUGGAAUUGUAAUUUAGAUUAUUCACAAUCACCCAAUCCAGCAAUAAACAACAAAUGUAAUUAUAAAAUAGAAUGUCAACCUUUGAUAAGAACAACUCAUGUGGACGAAACCAAAAUCAUAACAGGCAGUUAUGAUAACACUAUAAGAAUAUUCGAUUUUACCAAUGAUAAAAAAGAUGAAAGCAAUAAAUGUACUAUAAUGUAA
This is a messenger RNA of Dictyostelium purpureum, 1452 nucleotides long. RefSeq lists its product as uncharacterized. The record is from RefSeq and is a predicted model, not a curated record. The transcript has 3 exons. The coding region runs from base 1 to 1452 and encodes 483 amino acids. Gene Ontology annotation, molecular function: protein binding. Lineage: Eukaryota; Evosea; Eumycetozoa; Dictyosteliales; Dictyosteliaceae.